Molecule: messenger RNA, 366 nt
Organism: Aureobasidium pullulans EXF-150
Lineage: Eukaryota; Fungi; Ascomycota; Dothideomycetes; Dothideales; Saccotheciaceae
Exons: 1
Coding region: 1-366 (121 amino acids)
Source: RefSeq, a predicted model, not a curated record
AUGAUCCCAGUAGCCAAUUCACCUACGCAAAAGCGACUCACUUUCACACCAAAUCUCGACCCUUUUCAUCUCAGCGCAGCUUUCCUUCAACCACAACAUCAUCCAACCAACAACAUGAACGAGCCAGAGCCCAGAUCAGCAAAAGACGCGCCUCACGUGAAGAAAACUCUGGAACAUGCGGAUGAUCUCUACGAUGUCCCAGGUAACGGAGAGCAUGAAUAUCUCGUAGAAAGCUAUGAUGUUCGUGAAAGACUGCUCGUCAUCAGUGACCAGAUUGCCGAGACUGCAGCCAACAAGAUCAGGCGUGUCUAUGAAUACUUUGAUCCGAACCAGGAGGGUGUUUGGAUCGAUGUUCGGGAUGUCUGA